Messenger RNA from Sebastes umbrosus (honeycomb rockfish), 4149 nucleotides. RefSeq names its product oxoglutarate dehydrogenase b (gene ogdhb). The transcript is spliced from 23 exons. The record is from RefSeq and is a predicted model, not a curated record. Gene Ontology annotation, molecular function: thiamine pyrophosphate binding; oxoglutarate dehydrogenase (succinyl-transferring) activity. Gene Ontology annotation, biological process: tricarboxylic acid cycle. NCBI's taxonomy places the organism in Eukaryota, Metazoa, Chordata, Actinopteri, Perciformes, Sebastidae. Gene Ontology annotation, cellular component: mitochondrion; oxoglutarate dehydrogenase complex. Bases 325 to 3393 code for a protein of 1022 amino acids.
CAGUGCUCGGAGCGCGCGACUCAGUUUACACCACCUCAUCCUGCUCGCGCUCCGGACACAGACCAGCACGCUCUCCUCCUCGCUCACUACACCGGGACACCGGAGGAACACACCGGAGGAACACACCGGAGAAACAGGAGGUUAAACACAGGAUCUGGUGGACGAUCGCCUGAGGAGAAGGAGCUGUGGAUAAGCCAGCCCCAAAGAGGAGGAACAAGAGGAGCAGCUAGAGGAGCCUGGAGGGUCUCCUUGUUCAGGACAGUGCUGCUGUAUUCCUCCUCCGGAAAGGGACGGGGAGAGAGGAUCUGUGGCUGAUCUGCAGCCAUGCACCGAUUAAGGACUACAGUUGCGAGGCUUCGGCCUUUAACGGCUGCACAGACGGCCCAGAGCCUGUCGCAGCCCAGACUGCUGGCGACGGACAGGGGCUUAAGGACGUUUAAGCCGGCGAGGCGCCUGAACACAUCUGUGGCUGCUGAGCCCUUUCUUAAUGGCACCAGCUCGAACUAUGUGGAGGAGAUGUACUAUGCAUGGCUGGAGAAUCCCAGGAAUGUGCACAAGUCCUGGGAUACGUUUUUCCGUAACGCUAACGCUGGAGCUCCGCCUGGUGCGGCCUACCAGAGCCCUCCGCCCCUCAGUGGGUCUUCUCAGGGACUGACCAGUAUCCAGGCUCUGGUGGGCGCUCAGCCCAAUGUGGAGAAGCUGGUGGAGGACCAUCUAGCUGUACAGUCACUCAUACGAGCCUACCAGGUACGAGGGCAUCACAUAGCCAAGUUGGACCCCCUGGAGAUCAGCUGUGUCGACUUUGACGACUCCCCGUGUACCGUUGGUUUCCAGAACGUUGGUUUUUACGGGCUGACUGAAUCCGACCUGGACAAGGUGUUCCGGCUUCCCACCACCACCUUCAUCGGUGGCGGCGAGAGCUCUCUGCCUCUCAGAGAGAUCAUACGACGCCUGGAGAUGGCCUACUGUCAGCACAUUGGAGUAGAGUUCAUGUUCAUUAACGACGUGGAGCAGUGCAAGUGGAUCAGACAGAAGUUCGAGACACCGGGAGUCAUGCAGUUCAGUCUGGAGGAGAAGAAGACUCUUCUGAACAGAAUGAUCCGAUCCACAAGGUUUGAGGAGUUCCUCCAGAGGAAGUGGUCUUCGGAGAAACGAUUCGGUCUGGAAGGCUGCGAAUCGCUCAUCCCGGCCCUCAAGACCAUCAUCGACCAUUCCAGUCAGAGUGGAGUGGAGAGUGUGAUCAUGGGGAUGCCUCACAGAGGGAGGCUGAAUGUGCUGGCUAACGUGAUCCGGAAGGAGCUGGACCAAAUCUUCUGCCAGUUCGACUCUAAACUAGAAGCUGCUGACGAGGGUUCUGGUGAUGUCAAAUAUCACUUGGGGAUGUGUCACAAAGUGAUGAACCGGGUCAGCGACCGGGAAAUCACCAUGGCACUCAUGGCGAACCCGUCCCACCUGGAAGCAGUGGACCCGGUGGUGCAGGGGAAGACCAAAGCUGAGCAGUUCUACUGUGGAGACACGGAGGGCAAGAGGGUGAUGUCUAUUCUGCUUCACGGUGACGCUGCGUUCGCAGGCCAGGGUAUCGUGUACGAGACGUUCCACCUGUCCAACCUGCCGUCCUACACCACACAUGGCACCAUCCACGUGGUGGUCAACAACCAGAUCGGUUUCACCACAGAUCCCAGGAUGGCGCGUUCAUCUGCUUAUCCUACAGAUGUCGCACGGGUCGUCAACGCUCCCAUCUUCCACGUCAACGCAGAUGACCCCGAGGCCGUGAUGUAUGUGUGUAAAGUGGCAGCCGAGUGGAGGAACACCUUCCAUAAAGAUGUAGUCGUAGACCUGGUGUGUUACAGACGUAACGGCCACAACGAGAUGGACGAGCCGAUGUUCACCCAGCCGCUGAUGUACAAGCAGAUCAAGAAGCAGAAAGGGGUCCUGCAGAAGUUUGCUGAGAAAGUCAUCGGCGAGGGAAUCGUCACGGCACAAACGUAUGAGGAGGAAGUAACGAGGUACGACAAAAUCUGCGAGGAAGCUUACGCUCGCUCCAAAGAUGAGAAGAUCCUCCACAUCAAACACUGGCUGGACUCCCCGUGGCCCGAUUUCUUCACAUUGGAGGGACAGCCCAAGAGUAUGAACUGCCCCUCCACCGGCAUCAGUGAAGAAGAGCUCGGCCAUAUUGGGAACAUCGCUGCCUCCGUCCCCGAGGAGGGCUUCACGAUACACGGAGGUUUGAGACGUAUCCUUAAGGGCCGCGCAAAUAUGGUGAAUCAGCGAGUGUGCGACUGGGCUCUCGGGGAAUACAUGGCGUUUGGCUCUCUGCUCAAAGACGGGAUCCACAUACGCCUCAGUGGACAGGAUGUGGAGAGGGGGACAUUCAGCCAUCGACACCACGUUCUUCACGACCAGAAUGUCGAUAAGAGGAUCUGCAUCCCGAUGAACUACAUCUCCCCCGAUCAAGCUCAGUACACCGUCUGCAACAGCUCUCUGUCUGAGUACGCAGUACUAGGUUUUGAACUCGGCUUCGCCAUGGCCAGUCCCAACGCGCUGGUUCUGUGGGAGGCCCAGUUCGGAGACUUUAACAACACGGCUCAGUGUAUCAUCGACCAGUUCAUCAGCUCAGGUCAGGCCAAGUGGGUCAGACAGAACGGCAUUGUACUGCUGCUUCCUCACGGCAUGGAGGGAAUGGGUCCAGAGCACUCGUCUGCCCGCCCUGAAAGGUUUCUACAGAUGUGCAAUGAUGACCCUGAUGUUUUCCCUAAACUGUCGGAGGACUUUGCGGUGCGUCAGCUGUACGACUGUAACUGGAUCGUCGUCAACUGCUCUACUCCUGCAAACUACUUCCACGUCCUCCGCAGACAGAUCCUGCAGCCCUUCAGGAAGCCUCUGAUAGUGUUCACUCCCAAGUCGCUGCUGCGCCACCCUGAGGCCAAGUCCAGCUUUGACGACAUGCUGCCAGCCACACACUUUAAGCGUAUAAUCCCAGACGACGGGCCUGCAGCCGCCAGCCCGGAGAAAGUGAAGAGAGUCAUUUUCUGCACCGGAAAGAUCUACUAUGAACUGACCCGAGAACGCAAGAACAGAGGGAUGGACGACGCCGUAGCUGUGGUCCGCAUCGAACAGCUCUCUCCGUUCCCGUUUGACCUGGUGAAAGCAGAGGCUGAUCGUUACCUAAACGCUGAUCUGGUUUGGUGUCAGGAGGAGCACAAGAACCAGGGCUACUACGACUACGUCAAGCCACGCAUCCGCACCACCAUCAACCGCAGCCGCCCCGUCUGGUACGCUGGUCGUGACCCUGCAGCAGCUCCAGCUACUGGGAACAAACCCACUCACCUCAUGGAGCUGCAGCGUUUACUGGACACAGCGUUCGGCCUGGAGGCGUUCUCAGGAAAAGUGUAACAGCAGGUUUACUGGUUGGUUCACCUCCCUCCACGUCUAACCUACCUGUCAACCCCGCCCUCAGACUGGCUUCACCUUCAGCCUCCAACACUUUGCAAUGAUGUGUUUUACUCCUCACUUUAUUCACAUAUCAGACCUGCUAUCAGGCGUAAUCUUCAAAAGCAAAACGCACAAUGACUUCUGACACUGUAACCGUGACAACCUCGUGUUCACAGUGAUGGACACCCCUAUAGAAAAUAAUGUAAGUUAACCUGCAUUGAAUGUAUGAAUUUAUACAAAAUUAAUUUGUAAAAGUUUUUAUUUUUAUUUUUAUUUUAUUUUGUUAAUUACAAAAUCAUGUCAACCUGCUCUGCACAUCCAGAAUACUUUACGUAAUCACCUGCUGAAGAAUCAUUGAUCAUCAUUGAAUCAUUUAGUGAUCCGUUGCCUAAAAUGGGAAAUGUUUUAGUUAUUGGACAACCAACUAAAACUACGUUUACAUGCACGCUAAUAUUCCAGUAUUAUUCUGAUAUAAUAUGACGAUAUAGUGAAUUUGAUACGGGUCAUGUAAACAAGAUAUUCCAUUUGGAUAUUCUGAAUGAGACCUUAUUCUGAACGGAGCAUAUUCAGAUUAAGACGUGUGAUAUGAUGAUAUUAUUCAGGUUUUAGGAGCAUUCUUUGGACAUGGAGACAGUCUCAAUGGGGGGUUUUACGGCUGUUUGCGACACACAGCCUUUUGUCUGUUUACAGCCGGCUCUGUGCGAUGAACACAUCGAC